Messenger RNA from Saprolegnia parasitica CBS 223.65, 810 nucleotides. RefSeq lists its product as hypothetical. The coding region runs from base 1 to 810 and encodes 269 amino acids. The transcript has 4 exons. The record is from RefSeq and is a predicted model, not a curated record. Lineage: Eukaryota; Oomycota; Saprolegniomycetes; Saprolegniales; Saprolegniaceae. Gene Ontology annotation, molecular function: protein binding.
AUGCAAGGCGACGAAGAGGCGGACGCGGCAGCGCGGGUGAUCCAGCGCAUGGUGCGUUGUCAUGCGGCGCGCCGGUUCAUGCAGCACAUCGCGACGUCGGUCUACCGCAAGUGCUACGACGACACGUCGGGGCUCUACUAUUACUGCAAUCUCCGGACUGGCGACACGGCGUGGGACCGCCCCCGCGUCUUCUCUGCUCUUGUCGAUGCACCUUUUUUCUCGGUCGACCUGCUGUCGGCGGCAGACGAGAAGUCGACGCCAGAGGUCGAUGGAAUCGUUGAUGCACUGCCCAUCAAGACGCGCAAGAUGCAGCGAGACGAGCUGGCACGCUUGCGCCAAGAAGGCCUAGCACUAAUCGCGCGCCGCGCCGAUGCCAAAGCGUCGCUCGAAGCGUCGCAGCGCAAGAAGGUGCAUCAAGGACGCAAGGCAUGGGAGAAGCGGUGUCUGCAGCAAAACGAAGAAGCGCGGAUGGAGCGCCGGCGCCACGUGGCCGCCGAGAACAAGCAGCUUCUCCAGACGCUCCUCGACGGCACCUAUAAACCACAGCUCGGGUCAAUACGCGAUGCCUGUAUGCGCGGGGAUGUCGCCCGCGUCGCAGACCUCUUGCAGCAAGGGUUCAGCGCCAAUGCAGAGAGCGCCAUGGGGCUCACGCCGCUGCUCGCUGCAUGCAGCAAUGGCCAGCUGGCCGUCGUCCAGCUCCUUCUCGACGCCAACGCGGACGUCGACCACCGUCACGUGAAGCCGCAGAUGACGCAGCGAACGCCGUACAUGGAAGCAUGUGAGCGCGCCGAAUGCGCCGAUCUUGCGUGA